This is a messenger RNA of Rhodamnia argentea, 2914 nucleotides long. RefSeq names its product transcription factor bHLH143-like. Gene Ontology annotation, molecular function: protein dimerization activity. Lineage: Eukaryota; Viridiplantae; Streptophyta; Magnoliopsida; Myrtales; Myrtaceae. The transcript is spliced from 4 exons. Bases 1000 to 2085 code for a protein of 361 amino acids. The record is from RefSeq and is a predicted model, not a curated record.
GUAUUUCGACUCUCUCUCUCUCUCUCUCUCUCUCUCUGGAACGCCUUUUUGAGUGGUGUGGUGCGAGCGAGCUCUCUAUCUGAUUCGCAAUCUCUCUCUCUCUCUCUCUCUCUCUGGUGGAUUCGCUUCGCAAGACAGAACCACUCGAGGCUUAUCAGCGGGAGUUAUCGUGGCGAUCUGUUUAAGAAGAAGUGGAAGAAGCGGAACAGUAUGCGGUGGUGGACUCACUCGAUAGACGUUUUCCGAAAAGCCAUCUGUCUGAACCUGUUCUGUAGGGUUAUUCUGUAAUUACUCGCUUGCCCAUACUUCGAGAUUUGAUUUCCUCGUCUUCCCUGUUAGUCACUGCCAUCGUUUCCCCAUGGGAUCCACUUUCUUCGUCGUCGUCCCUUGCUACGUCCGCCAGAUUAGCUGAAAUUACUCGUAGAUCCAUCUGUGAAACUACUAGCGUCUUUUCCUUCGCUGCCAGCAAUUGGACGAAUCUCUGUUUCUUAUUUUGGGUUCCUUAGUUCCUUGAUCUUCUGUUAGUGCCUCUGUUUGGACCCGGAAGUGCUCUGUGCGUGCUCAGGCUUUUCUGACCAUCUAUCGUCGUCCUCGUUGUUCCUUGAGAUCUUUGGUUUUGUUUCCUGUGUCCUGGGUGUUGAUUCUGUUGCUCUUCUGGAAGAUUAAAAGGAGUUCAAACUUCUUGAGUGACGGGUUGGGAAGUGUAGUUAUGGUGUGCCAAGCAGCAAGCCAAACGAGAUUCCGGGCAUUGAAACAUGAAAACGGGAUUGCUGGGAAUGCUACCAUUAUUGUUAGAGUGAUAGCGUGCUUUCAACCUCUUCAAGAUUGCCAGGCUGAAUACUUUCGUCAUUUGCUUAAACCUGUUACGUAGGUUUAUUUCGCUCCUUCGUGUUCCUCUUAAGCUGGUGUUCUUAGUUUUUUCCUCUCGUUUCCCGAUCAAAUAGCAAGCAAUCAGCCACUUCUAAUAUUACAAGGUCAACAGGUGAUUGGUUUUGUUGGAUGGAAGAAGACGGUGGAUUCCCGCAGCAACACUCUGCUUGGCAAUUGCCUAAGUCAGAUUUGCCAAAUUUCCAAUUCAAUUUGGGGUAUCCAGGUCUCAUCUCAGCCCAGAAAAGUGGUGGCCAGAAAAUGGUUCCUUCCGAUCAAGUCUUACCACUGGAUGUUUUUUCUGGACUACCUCAUCCUCGGAUAAGCCAAUCUUAUGAACCUCAAGGUUGGUUUUAUUGCUUGCCGCGCUUCCGGCAGGCUUCGGCCCCACCUUCGGACAAUUUGGUUCUAGAAGACAAGCUCCCUGCUACCACUUUUGAAAAAUGGAGGGAUUUCAGCAUGCCUAAUGCGGGCUCUAUCAGUUUGCAGAAGAAAUUUGUUGUUUUUGAUCGAUCGGGUGAUCAAACCACUUUGAUUUACAGUACUGGGAAGGGAGUUCCUACCGAGUGCUUGCCUACCUGGACUACAAAACAUCUUUUUCCUAGAAGUGCUGUCAACAAUGUUGCAGGGAGCAACAACGCUGAUCACGAUAAUCAUUUUGGGCCUCCAUUGAUGGAGAGAAUACAUGAAAACCCAGAAACUGAUGUGCAAAGCGAGAUGCGGGAAGAUACAGAAGAACUCAAUGCCUUGCUCUAUUCAGAUGAUGAUACUGACUACUCCGACGGUGACGACGACGAAGUUACUAGUACUGGCCAUUCACCCAGUACGAUGACAGAUCAUGAGAGACGUGGUUUGUCUGAAGAAAGUAAUGAGGAAGUAGCUAGUUCAAUUUGGCCGUUUAAGAGGCAAAGGACUUCCUGUGGAGAUGAUCAGCUGCCGUCUCUUAUGGACACUGCAAAAUCUUAUCUGCGCGAGUCUAUUGGGUCUGAGGAUGAUGCUAAAUCCAGUAGUGCUGAUGGCAAAAAGUACGCGCAUGACUUGGUUUCUAUAUCUGGCGACAAGAAGAUAAAAAGGGAGAGAAUCCGUGAGACUGUCAACGUUCUGCAAAGCAUAGUUCCCAGUGGGAAGGGGAAGAACGCCAUCGUGAUUCUUGAUGAAGCCAUCAACUACUUGAAAUCCUUGAAGCGCAAAGCUGAAGCUCUUGGGCUCACCCCGUAAAUCCGUAUGUUUCUACCAGUGGUCUGUCUCUUUUACAAGUAGUCCUACGUACCUGUUUCUGUUUAAUUAACCGUGAAUGUGAUGUUUAGUGUGUGCAAAAUAAGUUCGAAGACGAGGUGUUCGAACACAUGGCCUUGUGCAUAUGGCAAAACCAAAAGGGUCUCUCUAUAGUGAUUGGUGUGGAGGUUCUGAAGCUGUGUGGAACACAGAAAUUGUUCUCACUCUCUAGACUGGAGCAUUUUGCGUGAGCAGAAGAGCACCAUUUGCUGUCCCAGCAAAAGGUUGAAUCAUCAUUAGUCUAUAUUUUAGGGUUUAGUGAAAGGACUCAAAAGUUUGGACUGAGCAAAGAAGUUGGAUGUGUGAAUGAGCAGACCAAGUGAAGAGGGGAUUUGCACGCCUCUUAUUGUCCUGGGUCCCAACCCUCACUUUCUCUCACCCUUUUCCCGAACUUAGUGCUGUUUUAUCCUUUGUGGGUCAUUCCCUUUUUGUGUAAAAGAGAGAGUGAGAGAGAGAUUUCUCCAUCCCCACUUGAACCCCUUUUAUCAUGCUAAAAUCCCCCCUUUGGGAGAUGGUUACUUCCAUGCACAAGUCACAAACCCACCCCAGAGGAGAGGAUGACUCGGAGUUCUUUCCGGUGCUUUUGCUUUUCGCUGUUAGUGGUUGCUGCGAUUUGGUGAAAGUGGGUUGUAAUUAUGCAAAGCUUUGGUGGGUAGAGAAGGCAUGUUUUGCUAUUAUGUUGCGUUGCGCUGUGGUGUAACUUUUGAGUCUUUUUGCUUUCGUGAAAACUCUCUGCUGGUGUGAAAUGUCAAAAAGGCGUGCUCUGUGGUUU